Molecule: messenger RNA, 3447 nt
Organism: Ornithorhynchus anatinus (platypus)
Lineage: Eukaryota; Metazoa; Chordata; Mammalia; Monotremata; Ornithorhynchidae
Gene: KCNJ6
Product: potassium inwardly rectifying channel subfamily J member 6
Exons: 4
Coding region: 116-1387 (423 amino acids)
Biological process (GO): regulation of monoatomic ion transmembrane transport; potassium ion import across plasma membrane
Cellular component (GO): plasma membrane
Molecular function (GO): G-protein activated inward rectifier potassium channel activity
Source: RefSeq, a predicted model, not a curated record
CUGCAUGAAAUACGUCAAGAUAUACGGCUGAAAAGAUAAAUAAGCACAAGAAUCUGAGAGAGGAACUGUCUGUCUCCACCUCUACACUGGGAAGCACAGAGCCAGGAAGGGAGAGAUGGCCAAGCUGACAGAAUCGAUGACUAACGUCCUGGAAGGAGACUCCAUGGAGCAGGACAUAGAGAGUCCAGUUACCAUUCACCAGCCAAAGUUGCCCAAGCAAGCCAGAGACGACCUCCCGAAACACAUAAUCAAAGACCGGGCCAAGAGAAAAAUCCAGAGGUAUGUGAGAAAAGACGGAAAGUGCAACGUUCACCACGGCAACGUCAGGGAGACCUACCGCUACCUGACUGACAUUUUCACCACAUUGGUCGACCUGAAGUGGAGGUUCAACCUGCUAAUCUUUGUCAUGGUGUACACCGUGACGUGGCUCUUCUUUGGAAUGAUCUGGUGGCUGAUUGCGUAUAUUCGUGGAGAUAUGGACCACAUAGAGGAUAACACAUGGACCCCAUGCGUCACUAACCUCAACGGAUUCGUGUCUGCCUUUUUAUUCUCCAUAGAAACAGAGACGACCAUCGGCUACGGCUAUCGGGUCAUCACAGACAAGUGUCCUGAGGGAAUUAUUCUCCUUUUAGUCCAGUCCGUGUUGGGGUCCAUAGUCAAUGCUUUCAUGGUGGGGUGCAUGUUUGUAAAAAUAUCCCAACCCAAGAAGAGGGCAGAGACCCUCGUUUUCUCUACUCACGCGGUCAUCUCCAUGCGCGACGGAAAGCUCUGCCUGAUGUUCCGGGUCGGGGACCUCCGGAAUUCUCACAUCGUGGAGGCGUCCAUACGGGCCAAGUUGAUCAAAUCUAAACAGACCACUGAGGGAGAGUUUAUACCCCUGAACCAGACGGACAUCAACGUAGGCUAUUACACAGGGGAUGACCGUCUGUUUCUGGUGUCGCCGCUCAUCAUUAGUCAUGAGAUUAACCAGCAGAGUCCUUUCUGGGAGAUCUCCAAAGCCCAGCUCCCCAAAGAGGAACUGGAAAUCGUAGUCAUCCUAGAAGGCAUGGUGGAGGCAACAGGAAUGACCUGCCAAGCGCGGAGCUCUUAUGUCACCAGUGAGAUCCUCUGGGGCUACCGCUUCACCCCUGUCCUGACGCUGGAGGAUGGCUUCUAUGAGGUGGACUACAAUAGUUUCCAUGAGACCUAUGAGACCAGCACCCCAGCCCUAAGCGCCAAAGAGCUGGCGGAGAUGGCCAGCCGGGCGGAACUCCCCCUAAGUUGGUCCGUGUCCAGCAAACUCAACCAGCGGGCUGAACUGGAGACGGAAGAUGAGGAGAAGAACCAUGAAGAGCAAACUGAGAGGAAUGGUGAUGUGGCGAACCUGGAGAACGAAUCCAAAGUUUAGAACCUGGUGGGACUGCUCUCCCUUCCUCACUACCCCUCCCACCGCACAAUCCAUCUCCCUUGGUUUCUCUCUCAUUUUUAAUUAACGGAAAAGAAAUCUUCAAGGUGGGAAGUGCCAACCUGCCAUUAUGAAAUCUAGAGAUUUGCUUAAAAACCAGACCCCUGGGCUGAGCCGGCGAUAUCCCUAACAUUCGAUUUAGUCUCAAGCUGGCCAUGCUCCCGUUUCGGCUGGCUACGUGCAUGCGUCCUCAGAGGCAGGGGUCAGAAAUCAAGGUGCCAAAUGGAAUACCUGGAGACAGCUAAAGCCACGUGUCUGGUGCCCAGUCAUUCUAGCAGUGAACUAUGCCAUAGCUCUAGAUUUUAUAGAUUCUAAUAGAAUCCCAGAAACAGGGUUGGGGGCCUAUCCCAAAUGGGCGUGUUAGUUUUAAGGCCCCGGGGGGAGUAGAGGACCUGGAGUGGAACAAGACAAUGUACAUAUGCCUUAUGUAAUUAUUUUCUCUUCCUAUUGAGUAAUAAACCCAGCAUGUACACAAGUACUGUAGUAAAGGACUUCUAAGUAAUGUACAUAGAGGUGUAAUUAAUGUAGGUUUAGAUAAAUAAUCCUAGAAAUAAUGGGAUGCAAAAAAAAAUUCAUUCAGUAGACAUUUCUGUUCCGAUAUUUGUGUUCUACUGAUUACUUUGAUCCCCCUACUAUCUGGCUCUCUUAGUGCAUGACCUUUCCUUCAGCGUACCAGGCUGGCAGCUAUUUAGAGUACCUCACUUUCCUUACUGAUCCUUUUACUGACUCUAAAAAGCCAUAGGUCUGGGAGGGAGGAGGGAGGAGGGUCAGUCAGUGGGUGAUAUAAACCACAGUGACAUUACUGAUAUACUGUGAAAAUGUUUACAAAAUUAACUUGUCUUUUAUAACACUCUAAGGUCAUCACAUUCUGGGGCUAUUUGUAGGCCAUCCACCUGAAUUAGCCUGUGGAAGAUUUGGGAAGAAGAUGAGCUUCUCCCACAUCCCGUUUAGAGGUCUAGAAAAGCAUCUUCAUCUUAGCUUUCACCCUUCAAAAGUGCAGUACUUUGGGGAAACCAUCUUUCUUUGUCAAACCCCUUGUUUCUGAACUGUGCCAUAUUCUGGAUAAUCAGUCUAAGCCUUGGAAACUACGAAUGAGAGAGAGUGGUUGAGCAAAGAGCCCCAAUCAGCUGAAGGCAUGGGAUUUCAUGAUGGGAUCCCGUGGGUUAACCCAGUAGUCCCCAACCACUGACCCCGCACCCAAGGACGAAGCUUUACCUGCCCCUGGAUAAUUUCCAUCUGCACAGGCCAGAGGGGCCGACUCUCCAUUUUGAAGGAGGAGGCAAAAUUGGGGCAGGGAUGAGGAGGCAAAAUUGGGGCAGGGAUUUUAUUGGGGGAUGGGGAUUGAGAAAGGGCAGGCUUCAGAGAGCUAAUUGGUCUGAAGGACAUCAUUUUGGCUCUUUAUAGCCCUGUUUGAAACCUCUCAGGUCUUGCCAAGAUCAGUGAGGCUGGAAGUCCGGCUCAGAAACUGGGGCAUCCAUCGCCCCCAUCGCCUCUGUGAAACGGGCACCGCUGCACACGUCUCAUCCGCCACUAAGAGCCAGGAAACCCUGUAAAAGUGACACAGGAUUCACAUCUGGCUUUUGUAGCCAAAAACUGGUCACGAUUCCCACUGGUAUUCCACGAUUAGAUGUGAAACCUCUGACUGCCCACCCUCCCCUCAGGAAUAUACCCUCUUGAAGGGGAUCCAGAACAGAAGUCUAUCCCAAAGCCUCCCUCAAACAAAAGGAAAUGUUAAACUGCAGCCUUAAUUUUUUUUAGUACAAUUUCUGCAGAAAAUGGAAGAGAAGGGUACGCUGAACUUAAAUAAUGAAAAAGUAUUUUUUUGUACAGAGUAUUUCAAUUACAAAAUGGAAAAAAAAAGAAAAACCUCAGGAGAAACCCAAUGGGCAGGUGGGAAUUUUGCACUGUGACAAAUCUUUCACAUUUGUUCCCCAGCUGUAAGUUGUCUGUCUGUUCCUACGUACAGUUGCCCAUUAAAUACUCGUGCUGUGGCUACACGUUUA